This is a messenger RNA of Mesorhabditis spiculigera, 405 nucleotides long. Lineage: Eukaryota; Metazoa; Nematoda; Chromadorea; Rhabditida; Rhabditidae. The record is from the annotation of a GenBank genome assembly.
AUGAUCACACCCAAAUUCACGUCGACGCCUCUGAAGAAGAAAUCAAAGAUUCCCUUCAUGCGAAGCACCAAAUCGCUGAAGAGCCUUACGAAAUUUGGCGGAAAUAUCGACGGCUCAAAUCUCUGGCCCGCAAUCGAUGAGGACGUGGCAGAGGCCGAGGAAGAGAAACCGCAACAGAACAAGAAGACUCCACUGCCGCCUCCAAGGAAGAGUAGAUUGCCGCCGCCCCCGGCUCUUCUCGCCGAGGCCAUCGAUAACAAAGAAAACAACACAACAACUGGCCCUUCAGAGGGCAAGUCGGUCUUGGGCCGGCUCAGCUUCGCCAGCUUGCCCUUUAUGAAAAAGAAGCCGAAGCUGUCCUCCCGACCGUCACAAUCGAGCCUGACAGGACCCAGCACGAACCAA